AUGACAAGUGCACAUCAUAACAAAAAGCAUUCCUCUAGAGGUAGUCCAAGUUCAAGUGAACGUAAGCACUCCAGAUCUAAACAUGCUUGUAAUUCCAAAACAGAGCAUUUCAGGAGUAAGACAGAGAAGUUAAUUGACCCUAACAUUGCCAUUAUUUCAAAGAGCAGAAUUACGAGACAAUUAGGUAUAUACAACAAGGCUAAAAGAUCAAACACAAUUGUGAGAGAGAAUCUCAAACAAAAAGUAUGUAAAAAGAAAUUUGAAAAUGUCAAAGCAAAAACUGCAGAAGAUAUGGCUAAAGUUCUAGAUUGUUCCUCCUUCAAAAUACAACUAUCAUGCAGUGGCAGUCUGCAAGAAGGUCAAGAUUCUCCAGUCCAGCACAUUUUGGGAGAAAGAGACUCUCUAAUACAGAGCUCGGCUGGUACCAGUAAAACUCAGAGUACUUAUAGCUCUUGCAGUUCUACUGGGAGAUACAGCAACCCUGAUAAAAGUAGAAUUACCCCAGUGCGAAGGAAUACUCCUAGACAGAUUACACCUCAAAGUGAAUCUAUGCUAGCUUUUAAGACACCACUACAUGAAAUAUCAGAAAAUUUAACAGAGUCCUUGAGACCUUUGGAGACAUUUCAUGGAAGAAACUACUUGGUUGAGGUCCGGGGACAAUUGAGAAAAAUGUAUAAACAAAGUUCUGUCAAUAGCCAAAUACAAAGUAGAGCAGACAAUGUUGGUGUUGCCUCCCAAGUCCAAAAGCGAUGUCUUAAAAGAAAAUCAAAAGACUCAGAUGAAAUUGCAAGCUCAGCUGGGUUCAUAGGAAAUGAAAGUACUGCCCAGAAUAAUGAGAAACGUCACUGUGGUGACUUCCUAUUUCAAAAUGAACAACACAAUAAUUUGGCUGCUACAGAGAGUCAGUCACUGGUGGCAAAGGCACAGCAAGUCAAAGCAAUACAAGUAAUUUCUGCCAAGGAUUCAAGCAUUUAUUCCUGUAGAGGAACACGUCAACCAAAACAUUACCAGGAUCUAUGCUCUAGUGCUGGGAAGAGAGAGGCAAGACCUAACAAGGAAAAGGACUACUUGUAUGGCAGUGAUGUUCAGAGAUGUUUGUUUGAACAAAGCAACUAUCAAUUUUCAACUACUGAUACAAAAGUGUGCACUUCUGCUAACUGCAGUUCCUCAUUAGACAUUCUGGACUUUCUUGAUGGGGUCGAACAGAAGUCAAAACUUGUGAACUCUCAACCACACAAAGGUGAUCUGACCCCAGACCCAAGACUUGUUUCCCCUCCAAAAAAACCAACUCUAACAUCACCAACUCCUGAGAAAAGAUUCUAUCCCCACAAGCUGUACUGAUUGUACAAACCAAUUAAAAUCAUCGUUUCAAGUCGAGGAAUAAGUGAGGUAGUACUUUAGGUUUUGUUUGGUUUUCAUCUGAGGAAAUAUUGGAUUUCAUAGUUUUACUGGACAUAAAAAAUUUUCAUAUUGGUUUGUAUAAAUGACACCUUAACAUUUUGAUGGAUUCUCUCUUCUUGGGAGAGGCAUGGAUGACUAU
This is a messenger RNA of Stylophora pistillata, 1540 nucleotides long. RefSeq lists its product as uncharacterized. Lineage: Eukaryota; Metazoa; Cnidaria; Anthozoa; Scleractinia; Pocilloporidae. The record is from RefSeq and is a predicted model, not a curated record.